Molecule: messenger RNA, 684 nt
Organism: Prunus avium (sweet cherry)
Lineage: Eukaryota; Viridiplantae; Streptophyta; Magnoliopsida; Rosales; Rosaceae
Source: RefSeq, a predicted model, not a curated record
ACACACAAAAUUAAAGCUAGCAAAGAUGGAGGAUGGGGGAAAUCCAUCCAUGUUGCCACCAAGUUACACUAAGAUUAAGAAAGAACAGCCGGAAAUGUUAAGUGAAUUUGAUCAGAAAAUAGUCCAGCUCCAAGACGCUAAGUUGAAGUUCCAAGAUGAAAAUGAAACUGGACUGCUGCCACAGAGUGACAUAGAGACCAAUGCAGCAAAAUCAGAAAUGUUGAGCGGAGAUGAUAGAGCAAUAAAGGCCAUCCCUCUUCAAAUGAUACCAGCACCUACUGCGACUUAUUUUGAUGGAAGACCUUAUGGACUGCCCGAAGGAUGGAUUGUGGAACAAAGGCCACGGACAUCUCUCAAAUACUUUGGCAAAAUAGAUCAGUUUGUUCAUGAAGUCAAAACAAGAAAGCGAUUCCGAUCCAUAAAGGCUGCAAAAAAAUGGAUCGAGGAAGCAACUCAAGGUGGGCAGGCACAGGAGGCAUUACCAGCUUGUAAUGGUUCUGAGGCUUCACAGAGUGCCAAACCCCCUCGAACAAGUACUAAAAGGAGAAAAGCAACUCGAGACUUCGACUUUGCAAACCCACCUGACAAGCUAAUAUGAGUCCUCACUGAUGCUGUGAAUGGUGAAUGGAACCCGUAUGUCGAAGCUACCAUGGUUCCGGAACAGGUGAAUAAUGAAUGGGCCAA